Messenger RNA from Hyaloperonospora brassicae, 1611 nucleotides. Lineage: Eukaryota; Oomycota; Peronosporomycetes; Peronosporales; Peronosporaceae. The record is from the annotation of a GenBank genome assembly.
AUGUCGAUGGUCUUUGACGAGUACGGCCGCCCGUUCAUCAUCCUGCGCGACCAGGAGCAGAAGGAGCGCCUCGAUGGCAUCGAAGCCAUCAAGAGCAACAUCCUCGCGGCCCGCACGGUGUCGAACCUCCUGCGCACGUCGCUCGGGCCGCGCGGCAUGGACAAGAUGCUGGUCAGUCAAGACGGCGACGUCACGAUCUCGAACGACGGCGCCACGAUCCUCGAGCAAAUGCACAUUGAGCACCGCGUGGCCCACUUGCUCGUGGAGCUGAGCAAGUCGCAGGACGAUGAGAUUGGCGACGGCACGACCGGCGUCGUGGUGCUCGCAGGCGCGUUGCUCGAGCAGGCCGAGAAGCUCUUGGCGCACGGGCUCCACCCCAUGCGCAUCGCCGACGGCUUUGAAGAAGCGUGUGACUUGGCGUGCACGCACUUGGAAGCGAUUGGCGACGUGAUUUCGUUUUCCGAGCAGGAAUCGACGCCAUUGGUCGAGACGGCCAUGACGACGCUGUCGUCGAAGAUUGUGAACAAGUACAAGCGCCAGAUGGCGCAAAUUGCCGUCGAUGCGGUGAUGAAAGUGGCCAAUUUCGAGACGAAAGACGUGAACUUUGAGCUGAUUAAAGUCGAAGGCAAACCGGGUGGCACGUUGGGCGACACAGCGCUGAUCAAUGGCAUUGUCAUUGACAAGGACUUUUCGCAUCCGCAGAUGCCCAAGGAAGUAAAGGACGCCAAGAUGUGCAUUCUCACGUGCCCGUUUGAACCGCCCAAGCCCAAGACGAAGCACAAGGUGGAUAUUACGAGUGUCGAGGCCUAUGAACAGCUGCAUAAGCAAGAACAGGAGUACUUUACGACCAUGAUCAAGCAAGUGAAAGAUAGCGGAGCCAACUUGGUGAUUUGCCAAUGGGGCUUUGAUGACGAAGCCAACCACUUGCUGUUGCAGAACGAACUACCUGCCGUGCGCUGGGUCGGUGGGGUCGAGCUUGAGCUAAUUGCUAUUGCAACGGGCGGGCGUAUCGUACCGCGAUUUUCGGAACUUACAGCAGAAAAGCUGGGCCGUGCCGGUACCGUGCGCGAGGUCGCUUUCGGCACGACAAAGGAGCGCAUGCUCGUGAUCGAAGACUGCGCGAGCUCAGACGCUAUCACAGUGCUGGUGCGUGGUGGAAACAAGAUGAUUGUGGAGGAAGCAAAGCGUUCGUUGCAUGAUGCCAUGUGCGUGACGCGUAACCUGAUCAAAAACAACCGUAUCGUAUACGGCGGAGGUUCCGCUGAAAUCGCUUGUGGUAUUGCCGUGCGGGACCACGCUGAUAACACCAAGGGUAUCGAACAGUAUGCCAUUCGCGCCUUUGCCGAUGCCCUCGAGGAUGUUCCAAUGGCUCUGGCGGAAAAUAGCGGUCUGAGCCCUAUUGACUCGCUUUCGGCUGUGCGCGCGCAGCAGAUUGCUGAAAAGAACCCGCGACUCGGCAUUGACUGCAACUCAACCGGCACAAACGACAUGAAGGAGCAGCAUGUGUUUGAGACCCUGAUUGGCAAGCAGCAACAGCUGCAACUUGCCACCCAAGUCGUGCGAAUGAUUCUAAAGAUUGAUGAUGUCAUUAUUGAUGGCUCGUACGCGUAG